This is a messenger RNA of Mytilus trossulus (common blue mussel), 2504 nucleotides long. Its product is annotated as E3 ubiquitin-protein ligase Hakai-like. Gene Ontology annotation, biological process: protein ubiquitination; regulation of cell adhesion. The transcript is spliced from 6 exons. Bases 40 to 1482 code for a protein of 480 amino acids. The record is from RefSeq and is a predicted model, not a curated record. Gene Ontology annotation, molecular function: ubiquitin protein ligase activity. Lineage: Eukaryota; Metazoa; Mollusca; Bivalvia; Mytilida; Mytilidae.
AAAUGCUUGUCUGUUUCUACUUUCGGUUUAUUAAGGAAAAUGGCAGAUGAAGAAUUAGAACUUGACUCGGAAGGGGACAGUUGUACUGGUCUUGGAGGAAGGAGUGUGAAGAAAAAUAUAGCAAUAAAACUAAAGCAGCCAUCAAGACCAAGAGGUCGUCCAAGGAAAACAUCAGCACCACCUAAACAGAAAAAAGUCCAAGUUGUGGAAGAAAAAGAAGAAUUUGGUGGAGAAGAUGACCUGAUAGAACCUCCAAUAUUUAAACAAGGACCAGGUGAACCAUUACACCAGAAUGGUCAUCUCAAGUGGAAUAGCAAAGUGAACCUGAUUGGAGAAAAAGUAGUGGAUCCAUUGAUUCACUGCUGUGAACUUUGUCAUGUCCCAAUACUUUUGUAUGGAAGGAUGAUUCCAUGCAAGCAUGUAUUCUGUCUAGAUUGUGCACGGAAGACUGAUAAAAUGUGCAGCAAAUGUGAUGAACCAGUCCAAAGAAUUGAACAGUCAGCCUUAGGGACUGUGUAUGUCUGUAGUUAUGGAGGAGCCAAACAUGGAGUAGAAGGAUGUCGUAGAACUUACCUAUCACAGCGAGACUUACAGGCUCAUGUUAACCAUCGCCAUUUGAAGGAAGCAGCAGAAAAUGCAAAAGCAUCCACACCUAAAGAAUCUGUGAAACCAUCAGUUAAGACUUCAUCUCAGCAUGAAAUGUAUUCAUCAGUUAGAAAUGAUGGAGAUGCUAGCGCUAGACCCCCUCUUCAAGGAGAGUCAUACCCACGUAGAUCCGAUGAAGUUAGAGGCCCAAGCCAGCCCCUCGUAGUACCUACACAUUUUCCUCCUCCUACGCUGCCACAAACAAUGGGAGGGAUCCACCAACCUCCUCUUAUUUCACAGCCUUUACAACAGCCACCUACACAAUCACAGAUUGAAGGUUAUCAGGCUAAUAUAGCAAUGAUGCAACAAGGACGAAGUAACCUAAUUUCUAUACCUAUACAUGAGGACUCAGACUAUAGGAGACAGAAUUACUUGAAUGCACCAAUGGGAAUGCCAGCUGUGACAUUUCAAACAUCAUUGCCACCUCCUGGCAUGCCACCACCAAUGUUUUCCCAAUCAUCUGUAAUGCAUCAAGGACCUCCUUGCUCAUUCACUGCUCCUCCAUUAAAUCUUGGGCCUUUAGCCAGAUUUUCAUCCCCUCCAACCAUAAUGACAACAUCUGGACUAAAUCUAUCUAUGUCACAGCCACCACCAAUUAUGCAUCCUGGUGGUCCACCGCCACAACAUUUAUCAAUGGCAGGAGGUUCUGCUCCUCCCCAAAGAUUUCCAUCUCCUCAUGGACAUUUUGAUGAUAGUUCUUCAAAGCCUCCGUUUGGACAACAAUCUGGGCAUGGUACAAGAGGACCAUGGCCUGGACCACCACCUAAUUCACAAGGUGCUGGACCAUUAGGUCCUCAACAACAAAGACCACAGUCUGAUUCUUACAGAUACUUUUAAGGUGUUAGUUUGUGAAGUAUGUUUGUGUAUAUUUGUUUUUUGUCUAUCUGUUAUUUAGUACGAAAAUAUUCAAUAAGUAACAAAAGAUCAGAAAAUCCAUUUAUUACUUAUUUUAAAUGAACUUAAAGUUAAGUGAAGUCUUUGAUUUGCUUUAAGUACAGUUUCAAUUAUUAAUAAAUUUACUUUACUAAAUCAAAGAAAUCUCUGUUCAACAAUAUGACUUUAAUUUUAUAUGUACUUUCUGUAUAGCAACAUGAAUAUAAUUUAACAUGUACUUUCUGUACAGCAACAUUGUUGUAAUUUUACAUGUACUAUCUGUACACAACAUGAGUGUUAAUUUACAAGUACCUUCUGUACAGAAACAUGGGUGUAAUUUUACAAGUACCUUCUGAACAGCAACAUGAGUAUAAUUUUACAUGUACUUUCUGUACAGCAACAUGAUUAUAAUUUUAUUUGUACUUUCUGUUAUUUUACAUGUACUUUCUGUACAGCAACAUUAGUGUUAUUUUACAGGUACCUUCUGUACAGCAACAUGAUUGUUAUUUUGCAAGUACUUUCUGUACAGCAACAUGAGUGUAAUUUUACAAGUACCUUCUGUUCAACAACAUGACCGUAAUUUAACAUGUACUUUCUGUACAGCUACAUGAUUAUAAUUUUACUUGUACUUUCUGUUAUUUUACAUGUACUUUCUGUACAGCAACAUGCUUGUUAUUUUGCAAAUACUUUCUGUUCACAACAUGACUGUAAUUUGAAUUGUACUUUCUGUACACAACAUGAGUGUAAUUUACAAGUACUUUCUGUACAGCAACAUGAGUGGUAUUUUACAUGUACUUUCUGUACAACAACAUGACUGUAAUUUUAAUAGUACUUUCUGUACAGCAAUAGGAGUGUAAUGUCUUUUCUGUUCAACAAUAUAAGUUUAAUUUGACAUGUCUUUUCUGUUCAACAACAUUAGUUUAAUUUGACAUGUCUUUUCUGUUCAACAAUAUAAGUUUAAUUUGACAUGUCUUUUCUGUUCAACA